Messenger RNA from Linum trigynum, 4211 nucleotides. The record is from the annotation of a GenBank genome assembly. NCBI's taxonomy places the organism in Eukaryota, Viridiplantae, Streptophyta, Magnoliopsida, Malpighiales, Linaceae.
CAGUUCCGUGAUCGCCAGAUCCGCCAAAGGACGGCAACCACAGCCAUUAACAGGGCCGGCUGAUGGACAAGGGCAAGCAUCCUCUUCAGGAACAACGGAAACGUAUGCCGAGGCAACCCUUCCCCUAAGUAUUCCAACCCGGACUAGUCCCAAAGAGCCCGGGCGACCGGACAGUACAGAAACAAGUGCUCCUUAGUCUCAGGCCCUUCCCAGCAAACCGGACACCGGGGCAACACCGGAACCUUCUUCUCAAUGAGUGCCUCAGUGGUUGGCAGAGCCCGAUGAAAAAUUUGCCAGACAAAGACUUUCAGCUUAGGGGGAAUCUGAGCUUCCCAAAGCCGGAUACAACUUUGCCUAUCCAUCCAACUAGCCGAGGCCCGCCACCCACCCCUUCUCCUGUCUAACUCAACUGCCAGAUGAUAGGCCGUCUUGACCGAGAACACCCCAUCCGACGUGUUAUGCCAAAUCAGCUUAUCAUCCACAUUCAGCCUCGGAAGUGGGAUCCCCCGAAUGGCUUGACAGGUAGUAGGGUCAAACCAUUGACUAAGCUUAUCCUCCGCCCAUCGCCCUUCCCCCUGGCAAAUGACUUCUGCCACCAAGGGGUCUCCCCCAUCUGGCAGGACCCGAGGAUUAUAACAUGGGGGAUCCAACUGAAGCCCAGGGAUCCAAUUCGAGUGGAGAAGGGAGGCCAAAAGGCCAUUGCCUAUCUGCCAUCUUAACCUCGCCUCCAAUAACUGGCGCCCAAACAGGAUACUCUGCCAACCCCAAGACGGGCGAGUUCCAUAAUCUAGUUUUGUAAAACUGGUUUAAGAUUUUUUUUUAUAUACUUGGUUGAGGAAAAUAAUAUUAAGUUAAAUAUAUUAUCAGUUUUUAAUUAAAUAAAAUAAAAAAUUUAGAGACAACAACUAUCAAUCACUAUAGUUAUAAUUAUAAAAAUUAGAAGAUAUAUUUGCGUAUGCAAUUGAACCACUGAAUUAGCCAAACAAAUACCACUAACAGCGUCAUCACCAAUUUGUUAAUUAUUCUUAGUUGUUUAUCAUUUCCCCACCUGAUUGAUUUUGGGCAAAAAGCCAAAAACUAAUUUAUAAGUUUAUUCCUCAAAACAGAGAUAAGAUUGAAACGAAAAUGAUAAACCCGACAAACCGCGGGUAAAAGCCGUUAUUUCUGUUGGCACAGGAGGGUAAUCAAGUACUUUUGAGUGCUCUCCCUGUCCCUGGCCGCUACGCGAAAUAAAGAUCCGCAGACAGAGAAGAAAUGAAAGGGAAAGGAAAAUAAAACCAGAUUGAGAAAGAAAGAGAGAAACUUCAAGCAGAAGAAGAACCAAGAAGAAAGCUGCAAAUUUCCCAAAGCUCUCUCUGUUUUUUUUUUUUUUAUAAAUUUAUAUUUGCUCGUUGUUUCUCUCUUUCCUUCUCAUUUCUUCAAAAUAACCCAGAAGAAGAAAACAAAUUACCAUUCAAAAGAUUCCCCUCUUGCAUUUCUCCAACAAAGCUGCCCAGUUCUUUGCUUUCAGAUUUGCAAGUCAAUUGGGUGUGUGUAGUGUCGAACAGAAGUCUGUACAGGGUUGUUCUGUAUAUAUUUCACAGCAAAGCUUGGUUUUUUAAACUUUUCUAGGCAAAAAAUUCGAAGAAACCCCUUUGUUUAUUUUGGGAGGGUUUUCUCGAUCUGAAAAUUCAUCCUAGUGAUUUCGUUUUGGUUGUGGGAAUUCUUCGAUUUAGCGGUUAAUUGAUCUGGGUUCUGUUUUUUUUUUCUCUCGAUCUCCGUGUUCAUUCAUGGCGGUUCCGACGAUUGCUCUGUACGCGAGCCCGCCGAGCACCAUAUGCUCGACGCCGCACCCAUGCUCGAUCAACGGCAGCACGAGCUACGACUUCGAUCUGAAUUCGAGAUCCUCGUCUUCCGCUUCCGCCAGUGGCUCUUCCUCUCACAAGUCGCAAAUCGGCGGGCUGACGUGUCUGUUCUCUUCUCCCAGCGUGGUAAAGCACUCGUCGUUCUCGGGCGAUAGGGAGGAAUUGGGCGCACUGUGGCACGAUAGAGGGGACGAUUUGAAGGAAUUGAGCAGCUCGUUUCGCUAUUCCCCGAGUAAAUGCAUCGUCGCGGGCGUAGGGGGUGGAUUUUCUGCGAGGAAGGAUCACAGUCCGGUUUCUGUGCUGCAAGCUCCGGUCUCUUGUUCCAACAGUCCUCCGACGAGGUUAGCUCGUGGUGCUGAUGUAUGCUUUCAGAGCUCGGUUCAUAGCUCGUUUAGAUAUGGGGCGAAUCGCCUGUUCGAUAGGUUCGUUAGCCAUGCAUUGGGGUCUUGUGUGGACUACGAUUCACCGAGCUUCGAAAUAGCUCCAUCUCCAGCUCCUCCGGCUGCUGAUGAAUUGACGUUUAACAUGGAGGACAGCUUUGUGAGAGAGCCUGAUUACGAGCCCUAUGCAAAGGAAUUGUUGCUUGGUGCUCAAAUGAGGCACAGGAUCUUCACAGAAGACUUUGUGAUCAAGGCAUUUCACGAGGCGGAGAAGGCUCAUAGAGGACAGAUGAGGGCGAGUGGCGAUCCUUACUUGCAGCAUUGUGUGGAAACCGCUGUUUUGCUUGCAAAGAUUGGUGCUAGCCCCACCAUGGUUGCUGCAGGGCUUUUACAUGAUACAAUCGAUGAUUCAUUCUUGAGCUAUGACCAUAUUUGCAGCACGUUUGGAGCUGGAGUGGCUGAUUUGGUUGAAGGGGUCUCGAAACUCAGCCAUUUGAGCCAGCUAGCACGAGAGAACAAUACAGCCAGCAGAACUGUUGAGGCAGAUCGUCUGCAUACAAUGUUUCUGGCAAUGGCGGAUGCCAGAGCCGUGCUGAUAAAACUAGCUGAUCGAUUGCACAACAUGAUGACGCUGGAUGCUCUGUCAUUGGCCAAGCAGCAGAGGUUUGCCAAGGAGACUCUCGAGAUAUUUGCUCCUUUGGCCAACCGAUUAGGGAUCUCUUCGUGGAAGGACCAGCUGGAAAACUUGUGCUUCAAGCAUCUGAACCCUGAUCAGCAUAAAGAUUUGUCUUCUCAGCUGGUGAAAUCUUUUGACGAGGCAGUGAUUACUGCUGCAACAGAUAAACUGGAUCGAGCGCUGAAGGAUGAAGCCAUAUGUUACCACGUGCUCUCUGGGAGACAUAAGAGUUUGUACAGCAUUUAUCGCAAGAUGUUGAAGAAAAAGCUGAAGAUGGAUGAGAUCCAUGAUAUCCAUGGCCUCCGUUUGAUCCUUGAAAACAAGGAAGACUGCUACAGAGCACUGAGAAUCGUCCAUGAGCUGUGGCCUGAAAUACCUGGGAAGUUCAAGGAUUACAUAAGCCAACCCAAGUUCAAUGGGUACCAGUCUCUUCACACUGUGGUCACAGGCGAUGAUGAGGUCCCACUAGAGGUCCAGAUCCGAACAAAAGAGAUGCAUUUGCAGGCUGAGUUUGGGUUUGCCGCGCACUGGAGGUACAAGGAAGGCGAUUGCAAGCAUUCCUCGUUCGUCCUGCAGAUGGUCGAGUGGGCUCGGUGGGUAGUGACUUGGCAGUGCGAGACAAUGAACAAAGAUCGGUCCUCAUCGAUCUCUUACGCUGCUGAUUCCGUGAAGCCUCCCUGUGCUUUCCCUGUUCAUUCAGAAGAUUGCAGGUAUUCCUGCAAGCCUCUCUGCGGUCAAGAUGGACCCGUGUUCAUCAUCAUCAUCGAGAACGAUAAGAUGUCGGUCCAGGAGCUCCCAGCAAACUCCUCUGUCGUGGACCUGCUCGAGAGAGCUGGACAAGGCAGCACGAGAUGGUCACCAUAUGGCUUCCCAGCCAAAGAAGAGCUGCGGCCGAAGCUCAACCACGAGCCAGUGAGUGAUCCUACCUGCAAGCUAAAGAUGGGUGAUGUUGUGGAGCUAAGCCCCACCAUUCCUGACAAGUCCCUGACUGAGUACAGGGAAGAGAUACAGCGGAUGUACGACAGGGGCUUGACGACCACGAGCAGCGUUUCAUCGAGCACAGCGCCAACAACUACUACUGGAUGGAGAAGUUGAUGAUACCACUACUUCAUUUGGAUCCAAAUGAAUGAAUGAAUAGCGUUCAUAGUAACAAUUGGUUUGUUUCCUUGUAAAUACAUGUUUGGUUGUAGAAGAACAGUUGUAAUAUAAUUAUAUGGUAAAAAAUGGGGGAAAUUGGUCAAAACUGCUUGUGGAAAUUGGCCGGGGCUGUGUUUCCAAGUUCCCCUCAUUAAAUGAAAGAUCACUGUUCUG